AGUGCGCUGAUCGAAGGGGCUGAAAAAGAAGGGGAAUCAUUUUGUCUUGUGAAGGUUGCUGUGAAAGUAGUCCUAAAAAUUUGGGGGGACGAAGAGCGUGUUAAGUGCUAACGAGGUCAACCUGAAGCAACUGAUACUUUUAAAUUGUGUGCCUGAGCUGCCGACUAAACAGACACCAACAGCCGGACUCUGUUACAUCCUCGCGGACGAGUGACGCAUUUUCCAUCAUCGGUAUAAAUACUCAGCAUCAUUCUCCAUCAGCAGCCGAGACCUGCAGCUUCCGACCCGCUCUGCAGAGCUACACACUCCAACAUGCGCUCUGCCGAGAGCGAGGCUGUUGUGCGCACCGGGCUGUGACCGAAGCUCUCCGAACACACCGGGUCUCGCCAGCAAUGGAGAGCACAAACAACACCACGGCCUGGUCGCGGCUCGUCAACCUUUCCGCCAAAACCCCCAGACCCGAGGACGGAGAGGUGAAGCUGAGUUACCAGGUGGUCACAUCCUUCCUGCUCGGCGCGCUCAUCCUGUGCGCAAUAUUUGGGAACGCGUGCGUGGUUGCAGCCAUCGCCCUGGAGCGGUCUCUCCAGAACGUGGCCAACUACCUGAUCGGUUCUCUGGCUGUCACCGACCUGAUGGUGUCGGUGCUGGUGCUGCCCAUGGCGGCGCUUUACCAGGUCUUGAACCGAUGGACUCUCGGGCAGGCUCCGUGCGACAUCUUCAUCUCUCUGGAUGUGCUGUGCUGCACUUCGUCCAUCCUGCACCUGUGCGCCAUCGCUCUGGACAGAUACUGGGCCAUCACCGAGCCCAUAGACUACAUGAAGAAGAGGACGCCGAGGAGAGCCGCGGUCCUCAUCAGUGUCACCUGGCUCGUCGGAUUCUCCAUCUCAGUGCCGCCAAUGCUGAUCAUGCGCUCCCAGCCCAACAGCAUGGCAGAGGACAGGGCGAACCCCAAGCAGUGUAAGAUCAGGCAAGACCCAUGGUACACAAUAUACUCCACAUUCGGGGCUUUUUACAUCCCGCUGACGCUGAUGCUGGUUUUAUACGGUCGGAUAUUCAAAGCUGCCAGGUUUCGGAUCAGGAGGACGGUGCGCAAAACGGAGAAGAAGAAAGUGUCCGACUCCUGCUUGGCGUUGUCCCCGGCGCCCUUCCACAAAAACACUCCCGGAGACGCGCAGGGUAAGAGCUGGAAAAGGAGCGUGGAGCCCCGGCCGCUGCCGAACGUCAACGGCGCGGUGAAACAUGCGGAGGACGGCGAGUCUCUGGAGAUCAUCGAAGUUCACAGCAACGCCAAGGGCAACCUGCCGCUGCCCAACACCCCGAGCUCCGUGCCGCUGUUCGAAAGCAGGCACGAGAAGGCGACCGAGGCCAAGCGGAAGAUCGCGCUGGCACGGGAGCGCAAAACGGUGAAGACUCUGGGCAUCAUCAUGGGCACCUUCAUCCUCUGCUGGCUGCCCUUCUUCAUCGUCGCCCUGGUCAUGCCUUUUUGCCAAGAGUCGUGCUACAUGCCCCGCUGGCUGGAGGCCGUGAUAAACUGGCUGGGCUACUCCAACUCUUUACUCAACCCCAUCAUUUACGCGUACUUCAACAAAGACUUCCAGAGCGCAUUCAAGAAAAUUAUCAAGUGUCAUUUCUGCAGACCGUGAUGGUUUCAGUUUUAGUGCUGUCACCAUAGACUCACAAAACAUCAGCCUGUAAAAGUGGCACAAAGAGAUUGUUCUGAAUCAAGAUCGAUGCUGAAACCGAACAGAGGGCUCAUAAUGAUUACUGCUGAUGAUCACCAUCCUUGAAUAUUCCCAGAGAUGUCUGUAGCCUAUGCAUAGAUAAAGCUGUGAUCGUUUGAUUGAAGCUCCAUGUUCCUCCUCAUG
This is a messenger RNA of Xiphias gladius (swordfish), 1865 nucleotides long. RefSeq names its product 5-hydroxytryptamine receptor 1A-beta. NCBI's taxonomy places the organism in Eukaryota, Metazoa, Chordata, Actinopteri, Istiophoriformes, Xiphiidae. Gene Ontology annotation, molecular function: G protein-coupled serotonin receptor activity. Gene Ontology annotation, cellular component: plasma membrane. Bases 393 to 1643 code for a protein of 416 amino acids. Gene Ontology annotation, biological process: regulation of behavior; regulation of hormone secretion; adenylate cyclase-activating adrenergic receptor signaling pathway. The transcript is spliced from 2 exons. The record is from RefSeq and is a predicted model, not a curated record.